AGUUUUUGCACAUGAAAGUUUACAAAUACGCGAAACCUUGAGUGGGGAUAAGUCUUUUGGCCAUUAUAAAUCAGACAGGCACCGUUCAACUUUUCAAGGUCUCCUCCUCUUGAAGAUGGCAACCACAUCCGUCCUCACUGCAAUCACAAGAAGAUUAGGGGGGAAAGUGGCAAUUAUCACAGGAGGAGCCAGUGGCAUUGGUGAAUCCGCAGCAAAACUCUUUGCAAACCAUGGAGCCAAAGUUGUAAUCGCCGACGUCCAAGACCAACUUGGCUAUUCAGUAAUCGACGCCAUUGGCUCAUCAAACUCCUCCUAUGUUCAUUGCGACGUAACCGACGAAUCCCAAAUAAAAAGCGCAAUUGACCAAACCGUUUCAACUCAUGGCAAGCUCGACAUAAUGUUCAACAACGCCGGCAUCGUUGAUGAGAACAAGCCACGCAUAAUAGACAACACAAAGGCCGAUUUCGAGCGAGUCCUCAGCGUAAAUGUCACCGGAGUUUUCCUCGGCAUGAAGCAUGCAGCACGUGUCAUGAUUCCAGCUCGCAGUGGAAGCAUAAUUUCAACAGCCAGCAUAAGCUCACUAGUUGGUGGUGCUGCCUCGCAUGCUUAUUGUUCUUCGAAACAUGCGGUUUUGGGGUUAACAAGAAAUGCUGCUGUUGAGCUUGGACAAUUUGGCAUUAGAGUGAAUUGCUUGUCGCCCUAUGCUCUUGCAACGCCUUUGGCCACAAAAUUUGUGGGGCUUAAUGAUGAGGAGCUCGAGAAUUUAAUGCAUUCGCUUGGUGUGUUGAAAGGUGUGAAACUUAAAGCAGAAGAUGUUGCAAAUGCAGCUCUUUAUUUAGCAAGUGAUGAGGCCAAGUACGUGAGUGGGCAAAAUCUUUUCAUAGACGGGGCUUUUUCUAUUGUUAAUGGGGCAUUUGGGAUGUUUCAAUAUCCCGAUUCUUGAUUGUAUUUAUUUUAAGAAUUUUUCAUUUCUUUGAAAGUUAAUGUUUUUGCAAUAAAUUCAUAUUUUGAAUCUCUUAAA
Messenger RNA from Mangifera indica (mango), 1021 nucleotides. Its product is annotated as secoisolariciresinol dehydrogenase-like. Bases 116 to 943 code for a protein of 275 amino acids. Gene Ontology annotation, molecular function: oxidoreductase activity. The transcript is spliced from 2 exons. The record is from RefSeq and is a predicted model, not a curated record. NCBI's taxonomy places the organism in Eukaryota, Viridiplantae, Streptophyta, Magnoliopsida, Sapindales, Anacardiaceae.